This is a messenger RNA of Coregonus sp. 'balchen', 1838 nucleotides long. NCBI's taxonomy places the organism in Eukaryota, Metazoa, Chordata, Actinopteri, Salmoniformes, Salmonidae. The record is from the annotation of a GenBank genome assembly.
GAGAUCAAAGCUGUGUAAAGGAAAUAACAGUAACCAUGGCUCCAACAUUGGUAAGUAAAGUCCAGUCCUAAUGUUGAUUGUGUCCACAGUAUCUAUGUAGUCUACCUGUUUGUUUUGGAAAUAUUUAAAUAUUGUUUGUAAAAGGCUGAGUUUGCAUGAGUUAUGACUGAAUAACUUUUGAUAGUUUUGUUCCCUGAUCUGAGCACAUUCCCUUUCAGAACUGCAUAUGUGGCAGUUGCAUACUUCAACAAGAGGGUGUCUAGCAACACCCCUGUAUUUGUAACCAUGGCAAUACACACAUUGCUAAAUCAUACUUAAUGGUUGUAUUAUUUUUUCCUUUGACAGUACGAUGAGAAGCCGGAGCCAGGGGAUCUGAUAGAGAUAUUCAGAGGGACAUACCAGCACUGGGCGUUGUACGUUGGUGACGGUUUUGUCAUUCACCUGGCCCCACCCUGUGAGUAAUAAUCUUGAUAUAGUGCACUCAACAAUUGAUAUACAGUGGCCUAUAUAGAGUACAUACAAUAUGAGUUAUAAAAAACUCAAUUUUGGCACUGAUGAUGUCUUGUCUGUCCACCCCCCUCCCAUGUCUCUUUGCUCCCCAGCCGAGGCACCAGGGGCCAGGGCCAACAGCAUGAUGUCUGUGCUCAGUGACAAGGCUCAGGUGAAGAAGGAAGAGAUCUGGGACGUGGUGGGGCAUGAUGAGUGGCGUGUCAACAACCAGCUGGAUCAGAAGUACAAGGUCAGUACCAGUAAGUACAGUAUGGCUGCGUUCCAAAUGACACCCCAUGGGGCUCUGGUCAAAAGUAGUGAACUAUAUAGAGAAUAAGGUGCAUUUGGGACGCAGUCUGUGUGAUCCUGUGUGGCUCAAUUGAUAGAGCAUGGUGCUUGCAAUGCCAGGAUAGUGUUUUCGAUUCCCGCUGGGGCCACCCUAAUAAAAAUGUAUGCAUGCAAGUUCGCUUAGGAUAAAAGCGUCUGCUAAAUGGCAUGUAUUAUAUUAUUAUUAUUAUUAUUAUUAUUAUUAUAGGUCAGACCCAUCCGUGAGAUUCUGAGGGAUGCCACGGCUUAUGUGGACCAGGAGCUGUCCUACUGUGUCAUCAAGGGGAACUGUGAGCACUUUGUCACAGAUCUGAGAUAUGGGAAGGCUGAGUCUCGACAGGUAGGUACAGUGGACUGGUGCUCAAUGCUAGUUGUACUGUGCUCAGCGUAGAGUAAUCUUGUGAGCCAUACGUGGGUGUAGAGUAACUGGUGUACUUGUUGUUAUACAUUCAAUGCAUCUAUGCUGUGAUACUGUUUCUGAAUCAGUCAUUCAUUCGAGUCAUUCAAAUUAAUGUUUGUAUUUUUCUGCCCAGGUUCGGCAGGCUGUGGGAAUGGCAAUGGUGGGCUUCGGAGUAUUUGCUUUGGCAGGUAUCGCGGCGGCCAUCUUUGGCGGUGGAAGCAAAAAGAAGAAUGAAGAAGAAAAGGAAGAAUAUAUGUGACAACCUGUAUGAUAGCUUCCUGAACAGCCAAUCACCACUAAGCCUAAUAUAGAUGAAUUAUUUAACUACAGUACUACUGCCCUCGUCACUUGUGUAAUUCUGGGUUUUUCCGAAGGGAGGGUUGAGUAUUUCCGUACAUAUUUUUUUAAAACUUUCACAGUUACACAGACAUGAAUUGAAAGCACGUAGGAAACGAGGAAAAGUGUCUCGUUAUAAUUCCAAGGUAUACAGCCUUGAAGGUGCCAUAGCCUUGUAGGCUGCUAGACUAAGCUAGCUGACUUAAAAUAUGUUGUCACUUACUUAGAAGCUAUGAAGUUUCCCUACUAAAGUUUUAACAUAUUUAUGUAGACUAAGAUCUCUUUA